AUGACUAGGAGACCGCGGGUUUCGGAGGCUUGGGGCGAUGCCGUCUGCCGUACGUCGUGGCGAACUUCGCGCCGUACGCGCCGGCCCGCGUUUCUCGCCGUGCUCAUAGCCAUCGCCGCGAUCGCAACCAGCGCCGUACUUGGCGCGCAAGCCUCCAAUAAGCGCCGAGCCCCCUUCCCGCCCCCCCAGUCCAUUCCGCAAGCCGACGUUGACCGCCUCUUGCAGUGGCUCUCCGCGCCCCCCGUGGGCACUAGCGCCCCUUCCGCCUCCGCCAACUCCGCUAAUUCCGCCAAUGCCGCCGGUUCCGCGAGUUCCGCUGCCGGUUUCAGCACUCUCACGAGCUUGCACGGGAAUUUCGGGAGUGAGAGUAAAGGGGAUGCUAAUAUCGAGGAUUUCGUGAAGGAGGAGGAUGAGGAGAUACGGAGAUCGUGGAUGGAAUGGCCAGGAUCGCAACCCAGCAAGAACAACAUCAUCGCGUUCAUCGGCGACUCAAUCUCCCGAAACUUCCAGCAGUCCAUCUCGUGCCUGAUCGCGGCGCAAGUAGCAGUGGAGGACUGGACGGGCCACCUAGGCCCAGACUCAGUCAUCGGGCUCAAGAUCCCCUCGCACAACGUGCGCAUCCUCGCCUUCAUGACGCCCUUCCUCGUGCGUUACACCAACGAGCCGUGGGCCUUCGAGCUCUACGGUCUAAAACCCCCUAAAAAUCAACUGAUCAAGGGCGGGAACGGCGCGGGGCAGAGUUAUGUGAUCUGGACGGAUGUGCUCGAUUCCGCGUGGACGGUGCUGUUUCGGCAGCUGGAUGUUGUGGUGUUCAUGUCGGGGCACUGGUUUCUGCAGGCGCAGGGGAACACCGACGUGCGCGCGCUGCAGUUUGUGUCGAAUAACAAGCCCGUGAAUCUCAACGGGCAGGACGCGUACCGCGCUGUGAUCAACAGGGUGAAGAAAUUCCUGGACGUAGAGGCCAAGUUCAAGGGCAUUCCCAUGUGGCUUACCUACAGCCCGUCCCACUACCGCUCCUCCACGUACCCGCCUUCCUGCCCGGACUCCAAGCCCCUCUCCUCCGUCUCCCUCGACAACGCAGCGGUCCAGUUCCGAAGCAUCGAGCUGGAAAUGCUCCAAAACACGCGGUUCAGCAUGCUCGAUUUGACCGCCAUGUCGGGGUUGAGGCCGGAUGGGCACGUACAGAUGUAUUAUGGUCCGGUUAAGAACAGUAAGACUAAGUGGGACUGCCUGCACUGGUGCCUGCCGGGUGUGCCGGACGCGUGGAGCGAUGUGCUGCAGCUGGUGCUGCAGUCACGGCUGCAGACUGGACGCGUGGAGCGAUGUGCUGCAGCUGAUGCUGCAGUCACGGCUGCAAGCCAUCCUGCCCUUCUCGUACCCUUCUCAUACUAUCCUUCUAGUCGCAGUCGUCGCAAUCGUCGAAGCCCCCGUGCGUCGCGAUCCCCGCGCGUCGCAAUCAUGUCUCGCCGUCGAUCGCCACUAGUCUGGACGCCGUUUUGCGUGCCUGCGGCGGUCACCUUCCUCGUGCUUCUGCAAGUCGCCUGCCCUCCCGCCGCGCUAGUUCAAGGGGCGUCUACUGACACUGCGGUGUACAUCGUUACACUCCGUUCCGCGCCCCCCAUUAUCGCGUACAACGGCGGAAUACUCGGCUUCGCGCCCACCGCGCCCGAAGCCGUCGCCGCCGCCGCCGCCGCCGCUGAUAGCAGUAUGGAGGACGACGGUGACGGCGACGCGGCGGAAAGUUUAUCCGAGAGCGCGGCUUCCGCCACCGGCGGUGGCGGUGGCGGUGGCGGCGGCGGCGCGACCGCUAGACCAGCCGGCGCACGUCCCGCCAGCAGCGGUGGCGGGUGGCUAGGAGGCGUGAAGGACCGGCUAGCCGACAAGGCCCGGGAUCAGAUCGGCUGGUUCCAAGGGCAGGCGAAGCGAAUGCGAAAUCGGUAUCGGCCGCGGCUGAACGUGCGAUCGCGCGCUGUGCGACAAUUCGCGGAGCUGCUUCGACUGCAGCAGCUGUCGGUUGCAACGUCUGCGAAAAUCCCUCAUUCGAAUCUUCUCUACAGCUUCAAGUACGUUUCGCACGGUUUCGCCGCGCGGUUGACGCCGCAGCAGGUUUCGCAACUUCGCCAGAACCCAGCGGUCGAGUCGAUUCGGCAGGACGUGCUGUUUCGGCCGCUGACCAAUUACUCGCCCAACUUUUUGCAGCUGCCCGGAACAAUGUGGGCUUCCGCGGGCGGCCCCAAAAACGCCGGGGAGAAUGUGAUUAUCGGCGUGAUCGACACGGGAAUAUGGCCCGAGCACCCUUCGUUCUCCGCCGCAAAUACAAGCCGCUCGUUUUCCGCGCCUCCCGCGCGGUGGGCGGGGAGUUGCACGACGACGUCCGACUUCUCCGCGCGCCUGUGCACGAACAAGCUGAUCGGCGCGCAGGUGUUCAACGCGGGGUUCCGCCAGCGCUUCAAGGCGGAGAGCAACGCCGUCGACUACUCGUCCGCGCGCGACAGCAACGGCCACGGCACGUGGUGUGCGGGAGCGGCAGUGGGCAAUGUAGUAGAAGCGGGCAAGCUCGGAACCGUGAGCGGCAUGGCGCCGCGGGCGCACCUCGCAAUCUACAAGGUCGUGUGGACCAACAUGAACUCGGGCGGUUACCUCGCCACCAUGGUGGACAUCAACGCAGCCGUCGACAAAGCCGUCGCCGAUGGCGUCGACGUGAUCUCCAUCUCGCUCGGGGGAGCCGAUCCCAACGCGACGUAUUUCGACCACGUGAAUUAUCUGAACGUGAACAAGGCCGGCGUGUUUGUCGCGUUUGCGGCGGGAAACAGCGGCAGCCCGCCGUCAAGGGUGGUGUAUCGCACGAUCGAUAACUUCUCGCCUUUCUACAUGACUGUUGGUGCCAGUUCAAUCGCUCGCAGGGGCACAUACGAAAGCAGUGGGGAGUCCAACCUUCUGCGCAAGCUGCUCCCAGGAAUGACCAGCCCUUUCGACACUCCCGACUCCUCAUCCUCCUCCUCCUCUACCACUGUCGCUGCUGCUGCGGGCGCUGCGGAUGCUUCUACUGCUCCUGCUGGCAGCAGAAGUGUGCUCGGUGGAGCAGCAGGAGGAGAGGUGGGGGCUGGCACGGAUGCGAAUUCAAAUUCCUCCAGUAUCGAUGCCGCGACGACUUCUCUGCAAGUCGUGUUUGUCGAGGCACAGAAGGCUGCACGGACUCUCAAGCAACGUGCAAAUGCGCGAAUCUGCGCGCCUCUCUCCCUGGACCCCUCCAAAAUCUCCGGCAAGGUUGUCCUGUGCAACCAAGGAGGGUCAUCAAUCAAAGCCAAGGCUUGGGAAGUAGCAGGGAAGGGCGGGUACGCUAUGAUCGUGCUCGAUCCGCUGGGCCUGCCCAAGAAUCUCGGGUCUUUUAAGAUCGGCAGUCUGCCUGUGAGGCGCAUCGGCAUGAAGGAGACGGUGCAGCUGCGGUCCUUUAUGGCGGGCUCUAAGAAAGCACAACCCAAGGGAAUUUUCUCAUGGCUUCGAAAAUUCGUAGCAGCCAGCCGAGCCCCUGUAAUCGCCUCUUUCUCCUCCACUGGCCCGCUCAACAACCCUUCUACCAACCCGGAACCGGCCCCUCGCCCUUGCAACGACAUCAUAAAACCAGACAUCGUGGCUCCUGGCGUGGACCUAUGGUCUGCUGCGAAUAGCGAGCUCUCGAAUCGUUGGGACGCGCAAUACGCGCAGCUUUCGGGAACGUCCAUGGCUACGCCGCACAUCGCGGGGAUUGCCGCGUUGCUUGUGCAGCGGUACCCUAAUUGGACCCCCGCGCAGCUGAUGUCAGCAAUGAUGACAACGGCGACGACGAAAGACAACAAGGGGCAGGCGAUUCAAACCAGCGAGCACCAAUUAGCGACGCCAUGGGACAUGGGGGCAGGUCACAUCAACCCGCGAAAACUUCUCGACCCCGGGCUCACCUACAACAUCGCUUUCAAGGACUACCAGAAUUUUCUUGCCGGGCAGGAUUUGAAUCGGGCGAAGUUGCUCUGGCCUUCUGAGACGUUCGCUCCUACUUCUGCGCGAAAUCUCAACCGUCCGACUAUUUCCGUCGCCUGGCUCUCUGGAAGCGCAGUCGUGACACGAAAGGUUACAAGUGUGUUCGACCAAGAUGCUACGUACGUGGCGAAAGUGGUUUCGCCGAGGGGUGUGGACGUCGCGGUGGACCCUCAAAACUUCACCAUUUCGUCAGGGGCGAGUGUAACAUACAGGAUUACUUUCACUGUGUUGCGAACAUCGCCAACGUUCUCUUACGGUAGUUUGACGUGGGAGGACGAGCAUGACCACUCUGUGAGGUCCAUUCUCGCGGUCCAACCAAUCUCGCAGGGGGAUUGA
Molecule: messenger RNA, 4350 nt
Organism: Closterium sp. Yama58-4
Lineage: Eukaryota; Viridiplantae; Streptophyta; Zygnematophyceae; Desmidiales; Closteriaceae
Source: the annotation of a GenBank genome assembly